CAAGUCUUCCAGUUGGGAGGGGCAACUCUGAGGGUGGCAGGGAAGAGGGGGCACUGGAAGAUCUCUUCUGCCCAACGCAUCUCUCUGCCUCCGCCCUGAUGACCCAAUUCCUUAGACCUUGAGGAGGGGACUAAGGGACACCGCCGCCCCAGCCCCAUGCAUUUCCUCAGUCCCCUCCCACACACUUGUUCAGUGGGUCCUCAGCCUGGGGCAGAAGAGGCUGAUUUAGAAAGGAGGAUCACCAACUUACAAAAACAUGCAUGUGACACACUGCUGAGGACACACACAGGUCCCCCAAACGGCCACACAGUCACAUCCCUUCACACUAUGAUGAGUGCAUACCUAGUCACAAGCACAUAUGUGCACAUGCACAGAUAUGGACUGAAACACACGGAGAGGCAUGCAAUGCAGAAAGCGAGGACACAUGCAUACACGAGCACAUGCUCUCGCACACUCACCCACAUGUGCACAGAGCUUCAGCACAUGCACUCACAGGCAACCCCCCUCGCCCUGUCUCACAGCCCCACACUGGGGGCAGAGUCACCAGCACACACCCCUACAUCCCUGCCCGGAACUGCCUGGCUGUCUCCACUCCAGUGCCUUCCCUUCAGCCUUCCACACACUAGCCGCCUGCACUGAGGGGGCCUUUCUGAACCAGAUGAAAGGUAAGUGUUGGGGGAGGGUUGGCUGGCUAGGGUUAUCCCUGGAAAAGGGUCCCCUAGUAGGUCUGAGAAGGGCUGCAGUUUCCUCUCCUGGGACCUGGCAGCACCCCUGGGAAAAGAAAGAAAGAUGACAAGGGUGCCUGAGGGUCCCACGUGCAGCUGGCCAUGUGAGAGGUGUCAGCAUGGGAGUUGGCUUGUGAUGGCAUGUCUGAGAUGUGGGGUUGUGGGCUGGUGUGUCUCAAUGCACAGGGUAUGGGAGUUGUGCGUGCGUGGUGCCGUGUGUCGGUACAUGUGAGCUGUGGGGCAGAGGGAAUGUUGUCAUGUGUGGAGGCAUGGUGACCCAUGGGUGAGUAUGGGCUGGUAUGUGAGUGGCAUGAGAUCCAGUGUGUGGAUUUGGUGAGCUGUGUAGCAUAUGUGUCAGUAUGUAUUCAUUUGUGUAUUGUUGUGCAUGAGUCUUGUGGCAUCUGGGUACACGUAAAUUAUUUUUAUUUAUUUAACAUUUAUGUAGCACUUACAUGUGCAGGCGUCGUUCUAAGUGCUUCCCAUGUAUUAACUAAUUUAAUCACAACAAUAAUGAGGUAGGUACUGUUAUCCCCGCUUAACAGAUGAGGCAGAGAGAAUUUAAGGAAUUUGCCCAAGGUCACAUAGCUGGUAAGAGGCAGAACUGGGAUUCAAACCCAGGUGGUCUGGCUCUGGAGCCCAGGCUAACACCUGCCUUAUGCUGCCCUUGUCAGGCACACGUGUGUGUGGGAGAGACCAGGUCAGUGUCUGGGCUGCAGGUGUAUUUCGUGGUGAGCAGGUGUAUGGGAGGCAACAAGGGGGCAGUGGGUAGGAGGGAGGAGGACCAGAAGGCCUUUCUGCACCUUCCUGGUCCACUCUGGGAGUCAGCCCUCUCACUCCAUGGCUGUGUGACCUGAACCAGGUCACCUCACUUCCUUGAGCCUGCUUUCUUAUCUGUAAAAUGGGGCUGACCCCCAGGCUUCACUUUGUGAGGGUGAAAGGUACACACCUGUGAAGGCUCAGUGGCUGGCACUGAGAAGGGCCUCAGUAAAUGUGAGCCCCCUUCCCUUCCUCCGUCCCCAGGUCUGUUCCCUGGGGAACUGUCAGGUCUGGGGAAAUGGUGUGGAGCAUGUCACAGAGGCAGGAUGCCUGGGUACAGGCUGUGUGACCUUGGGCCAGCUCUUCCCUCUCACUGGGUCAAAAAAGAGGCCUGGGUGUCUGGUGUCUGGGGGCCCUCCUGGAGUGGUGUCAAUGGGCCAGGAGGGCCUGACCACUCCUCUCUGCCCCUUGACCCCCUGGGGGACCCAGGUGGGACUUGGCUCGGCGGCCAUGGGCAAACAGAACAGCAAGCUGCGGCCCGAGAUGCUGCAGGACCUGCGGGAGAACACGGAGUUCUCAGAGCUGGAGCUACAGGAGUGGUACAAGGGCUUCCUCAAGGACUGCCCCACGGGCAUCCUCAACGUGGACGAGUUCAAGAAGAUCUACGCCAACUUCUUCCCCUACGGCGAUGCCUCCAAGUUCGCCGAGCACGUCUUCCGCACCUUCGACACCAACAGCGAUGGCACCAUCGACUUCCGGGAGUUCAUCAUCGCGCUGAGCGUGACCUCGCGGGGCCGCCUGGAGCAGAAGCUCAUGUGGGCCUUCAGCAUGUACGACCUGGACGGCAACGGCUACAUCAGCCGCGAGGAGAUGCUCGAGAUUGUACAGGCCAUUUACAAGAUGGUUUCGUCCGUGAUGAAGAUGCCGGAGGACGAGUCGACCCCGGAAAAGAGGACUGAGAAAAUCUUCCGCCAAAUGGACACAAACAACGACGGCAAGCUGUCCCUGGAGGAGUUCAUCCGCGGGGCCAAAAGCGACCCGUCCAUCGUGCGUCUGCUGCAGUGCGACCCCAGCAGCGCCUCCCAGUUCUGAGGGCGAGGAGCCAGGUUCCCCCGCCUCCCUGCCCUCACGGGCCCUCUCCCGGCUCUCAGCUUCCUCUCCCUUGUGUCUAUCCAGGCUGGGGGUCAGAUUGCACCCCCUCAGGGUCUGCACUCUGGGGGCCUAUGGAGAAGGGAACCCUGCAGUCCCCCCAAGGCCCAAGCAAGCAAGUGGUUUGCAUCCCCCAAUCCAAGAGACAGUAUCUCCCUUGGGCAAUGAUAGACAGACACAGGCUCUGGCUUGGUCUGCGCCUCCGAGUCAGCCCUACCUUACCUAGAUAGAACUUCAACCAUUCCUCCCCCACCCCUCACACACAGCCACGAGGCCAGACUUCCCUCCCCCAACCACCGAGCAAGCUCCCCUCACCUUGUAGAUCUCAGCCUGGCUGGAAGGGGGAAUCAUGCCCAGGUGAGGAGGCUGUCUUUUUAUUUGGAGGGGAGACAAGGAUUCCAGACGUGUGGGGGCUUGCGGGGAAAAGCUUUCCUUGAGCCAUCCUUCCCUGCAGGAGGGCCUCCACCCUUCCUGCACCUGCUCUUGUUGGCCUGGAGGCCACAGUGCAAAAGGAAAACCUCCGGCUUCCAGCCCCCCAGCUGUGGGUCCCAUGAAUGUCCGCCCACCUUUCAGCACUUGGAGGAACACAGACCACGGAGCCCUCUAUGUAUUUUGCCUCUCUCAGACACACACAAAGGCCCACAGACACAUGGGCAGACACACCUAGAGCCCCACCCACAGUGUCCUGUGUGAGAAGGAAGCACAGGCCCCCUGGCUGAGCCCCCUCCCCCGCUGCAUGCAACCAUGUGGAGCAUCUCUGUUCUUUUUAAUAACUUCAGAAUAAAGUCUCUUUCAGUGCA
This is a messenger RNA of Diceros bicornis minor, 3430 nucleotides long. It is a transcript of the gene HPCA, whose product is annotated as hippocalcin. The record is from RefSeq and is a predicted model, not a curated record. The transcript has 3 exons. NCBI's taxonomy places the organism in Eukaryota, Metazoa, Chordata, Mammalia, Perissodactyla, Rhinocerotidae. Gene Ontology annotation, molecular function: calcium ion binding. Bases 1914 to 2573 code for a protein of 219 amino acids.